GGGAGGGCGCGUCCUUCCUCCCCCAGGGCGGCGGCGGCGCCUGCAGCGACUGCCGCCGCGCCCCGGCCCGGCACACCUUUGGGGACAGUGGGGACCGCCCUGUUCGGCGGGAGCUCAGAGCGCCCACCUACGCCGAGCCUUCCGGCUAGCGGAGGAAGAGCCAGCCGGGGAGGCACGGAGGCGGGAGUCAGACCUCCGCGCUGCCGGCGGCUCCUUAGAAAGAUUACCGAGAGGAUGGGAUGGAUCUAGGCAGUGACGCCGGCAGCAGCAGCAGCAGCAGCAGCAGCAGCCGCGCCAGUUCGCAGUCCAACUCCACCAAAGUGACCCCUUGCUCCGAGUGCAAAUCGUCAUCGUCGCCGGGGGGCAGCCUAGACUUGGUGUCUGCCCUGGAGGACUAUGAGGAGCCCUUCCCGGUUUACCAGAAGAAGGUGAUUGAUGAGUGGGCGCCGGAGGAGGACGGGGAGGAGGAGGAAGAGGAGGACGAGCGCGACGAGCCAGGGUACCGAGAUGACCGCUGUCCCGUCCGGGAGCCGGGGGACGUGAGCGCCAGGACCCGCGGCGGCGGCGGCGGCGGUAGGAGGGCCACCACCGCCAUGCCGCCCCCGGUGCCCAACGGCAACCUCCACCCGCACGACCCCCAGGACCUCAGGCACAAUGGCAAUGUGGUGGUAGCCGCCUGGCCGAGCGGUUCUCGAGGCCCCCGCAGGGUGGCCCAGAAGCCCCAGACGGCGGGGGGCCGGCGUGGCGGCCGGGGCCCGGCGGCUGGGAGCCUCUGCCUUCAGCCCACGGACCCCGGAACGUGCGUGCCAGCGGAGCCCCCGAUGCCCCCAAUGGACUGGGAGGCACUGGAGAAGCAUCUGGCUGGACUGCAGUUCCGGGAGCAGGAGGUGCGGAACCAAGGCCAUGGGAGGACCAACUCCACCUCAGCACAGAAAAAUGAGAGAGAAUCUAUCCGACAGAAGCUGGCACUCGGGAGCUUCUUUGAUGAUGGCCCAGGAAUUUAUACCAGCUGUAGCAAAAGUGGGAAGCCAAGCCUUUCCUCUCGCCUGCAGAGUGGGAUGAACCUGCAGAUUUGCUUUGUCAACGACAGUGGCAGUGACAAGGACAGUGAUGCAGAUGACAGCAAGACUGAAACCAGCUUGGACACCCCCUUGUCACCCAUGAGCAAACAGAGUUCUUCCUAUUCUGAUAGAGACACUACUGAAGAGGAAUCUGAAUCCCUAGAUGAUAUGGAUUUCCUCACCAGGCAAAAGAAAUUGCAAGCCGAAGCCAAAAUGGCCCUCGCCAUGGCCAAACCCAUGGCCAAAAUGCAAGUAGAAGUGGAAAAACAGAACAGGAAAAAGUCUCCCGUCGCUGAUCUCCUGCCACACAUGCCUCAUAUAAGCGAAUGCUUGAUGAAAAGAAGUUUAAAGCCCGCUGACCUGAGAGACAUGACGGUUGGGCAGCUACAAGUGAUAGUCAAUGAUCUCCAUUCGCAGAUAGAAAGCUUGAAUGAAGAGCUGGUCCAGCUGCUUCUCAUCCGAGAUGAGCUGCACACAGAACAAGAUGCUAUGCUGGUGGACAUUGAAGACUUGACCAGACAUGCCGAAAGUCAGCAGAAGCACAUGGCAGAGAAAAUGCCUGCAAAGUGAGAAGAAGCCAUCCAACCGGAGGACAAGCUAGACUUCAUUUUGCUUCUGUGGUUGUAAAAAUGUUGUUGCUAAAGGUGGCACAGAAACAAACAAAUAUCAGUGUUAGUCAUUGAUGAUGUCUGAAGCUUAAUGUCCAGUGAUUGGCCGUUGCUUCUUAAUUUAUUUUAAUUUUUUUACUGUGCCACUAAAUAUCAGGCAUUUUAAUAAAAUAAUGUUACAAAAAUGUACAGUACUUACACCAUCACAAACUCAUGGUUAAUUAAAGAGGGUAGUUUUAACUUUAUUUUUAUUUGUUUAGACAUUUUAAGUUGGAGCAGUGUUCUCCCAUUCACUACUUUCAUCCUUCACUGUAGUUUUAAAGAACUGUAAAUGACGGUGCUAUAUAAGUCAAAAAAUACAUGCCUGCCUCGUAGUGAAGUUGUAGCUCUCCAUAAUAUGUAUAUUUUAAUCAGUUUUCAACAUUUUGUGAAUGUUGACUACCUGAAGUUCAUUUUUAGAUGUGCUAUUAACAUUCUGUUGGAUUCAGAGGGUUCCUUGAAAGUUUUAUGUAUAAAUAUGUAAAAUAAAAAUUAAAACUUUGUUUCA
Pteronotus mesoamericanus is the source of this 2216-nucleotide messenger RNA. It is a transcript of the gene SCHIP1, whose product is annotated as schwannomin interacting protein 1. Gene Ontology annotation, biological process: positive regulation of hippo signaling. The transcript is spliced from 8 exons. Gene Ontology annotation, cellular component: plasma membrane; cell junction. NCBI's taxonomy places the organism in Eukaryota, Metazoa, Chordata, Mammalia, Chiroptera, Mormoopidae. The record is from RefSeq and is a predicted model, not a curated record. Bases 240 to 1631 code for a protein of 463 amino acids.